Molecule: messenger RNA, 2097 nt
Organism: Helicoverpa armigera (cotton bollworm)
Lineage: Eukaryota; Metazoa; Arthropoda; Insecta; Lepidoptera; Noctuidae
Exons: 10
Coding region: 83-1336 (417 amino acids)
Source: RefSeq, a predicted model, not a curated record
ACCUGAUUGUCCUCAUUUACUAAGUCAAUUUCAUAAAGUGCACACAAUUAUUGCAGUAUUGUUAACUUAGUUCAAUUUUGAGAUGAAUUCUUUAAUUUUUUAUUCUCUUUUCUUGUUUUUUCCUGGACUUUUGGUUUGUGCUUCUACGAUUGUUCUAAAAACUCCAUACCAUUUCAACUACAAUGUAGAUGAUGUUUUGAGAAUGGAUAUUAACAUGAUCAAUUUACCGCCGAAUAUGGAUUCCUACGCUGUUCAUUCUGGUCAAAACUAUAAAUUAUAUGACAAAUCUAACCUCUCAGAUUGGAAUAAAUACCAUGUUAAAAUCAAUGGAAAAGCAAUGAAUAACUCACAUAUUUCCAUUCAAUUGCUAACGUUUGAUAAGGGAUACUUGUACUCAUGUACCAUCGUGCACAUAGCCCAAGGACGACCGAAAAAUGAUAAUAGCUUGCGAUCCAAACAAAACGAAACUGACUUCUGUUUAAAUGACAAACAUUGUAAGAUUCUUUUGGAUUUUCGACAUUCUUGUUCAGAAAAAAUACCUUAUUUCAAUUGUUCAUCGAUUGAUCGACUCAUCGUAUGCACCAAACAUAGAUACAACCAAGCUACAUUUACGUGGAAACAGUUCUAUGAUGAUGGUUUGUACAUAGGUAAUACACCAGAGAUAAAAGCGACGAUAACAAAAUUUAUAUUUAAUGUAGAAUACUUCGAUAACAACACAUUUGUGAAAGUAUUGCCAGGCAAUUCUAUAUCUAAUAAAAUAAUUGUGGAUCCUGAUGUUAUCCCUGAUGACAAAAAUAUUAGCAAACUGACGUUUACAGACUCAACCGAUAUUGAAUUCGAUUGUGAAAUAUAUUUACAGCAAACAAAAUAUGUAUACGUAGGCCUUAUUAACACAACAGAAAACAAGAUAACGACACUGAAUACUGCAUUAAUGAAUAAUAAAUAUGGUGAAAAAUAUAACGGUAGUAUUUUAUGUUGUUUGUAUUACACGAAAUUUGAACUACCACCUGAAAAAUAUGUACAACGAUAUGUAAAGAAUAAGACACUGUUAUUAUAUUCUACUGAAGAACUUGCUGAUUCUGGCAUUACAACAGAUCUUACAGUGCUAUAUGCGUCUGUUACUGCCGCAGUGCUCAUUCUUGCAGUCGCAAUAACAAUUGUAGUUAUAAAACGUUGUUGUAAUAAGACGCCUUCAUCAUCAGAACCAAAACCUGCACCAAGGAAACGAUGGGAACCAUUUUAUGUGAAUAAGCUGUUGCAGUUACGCAAAGAAUGUGACAGAGAAAUUGAGGCUGAACGACAAGCGCAGGAACCGGUGUAUGAAGAGAUUUCGUGAAAAAACUCAUCAUAAUGUUACAUCUACAAAUAAAUAACUAAAUAUAGCAACACCACACAAGGUCGGUUAGCCCCAUGGUAAGCUAUAUAUUAGCUUGUGUUAUGGGUGCUAACACAACUGAUAUACCACAUAUAUUACUAUACAUAUAAAUACAUAUUAUAACUCCCAGACCACAGCCAACAAGCAUGCUCAUCAAGCAAAUGUUGACAGUACCGAGAAUCGAACCCGGGACCAUCAGUCCGGCAGUCCGGCAUGGUGACCAUUGCGCCAACGAGGUCGUCUAAACAAAAAUAAACAUAGAUUUGUUUUGUCUAUCAUGGAUGUAACUUGAUUACUUGAACCUGAUACUGGUUUUAUUUUAUCGAUAAAGAAUUAAUCAUUAGUUAGAAUUUCAAUGAUUAUUAUUUAGAAUUUAAUUUGACUAUUUUUUUGUUUAUAAUAGUAAUGUUUUGUGGGCUUAAAAUCCUAUUAUAAGUUAUAAGUAGGUUAUUACUAAUUUCUAACACUGGGCUGCAUUUCUAUGAAAAGCAUCAGAUAUUGCUUGUGGAGACGUUUCUAUACGAUCUCCGAUUUGCGAUUAUAUUGUUACUUUCAGAACGUUAGCUUUAGAUGUUUUUAUAAUUCUCCACGUAGCUUUAGAACCACGUAGUUUUAUAAUUUUUAAAAUCAUUUUUAUUAUGUUCUUUAGAUUUCAGUCUAUGAUGUAAUGUUUUUAUGUAAGUAGCAUAAGUUGAAUAAAGGCUUUUUUAAUUAUUUAUUUA